CAUUGAAGAAAAGAAUAUAUUUUGGUAAGAUACAUGACAACAAAAAUACUUUCCCUCCACUUUUUAAAAAGGCAACUUAUAUAACUACUUGUUGAAUUCUUUUUCUUGAUCUUAAGUAUCUCUUCCCCACAAUGAAGCCCAAAGAAUAUUCCUUUUUCUCUCUCUUUCUUCAAUUUGCUAAACAGCCCUCCAAAACAUUCCCAUUUGCAAAUGUUACACCCUCAAUUUUUUUGUUUCCUCCUAUAUAAAGAAUCCCAUAUUUCUUGUUCUAAAUCAAACCAAGCCCCACAAAACCUCGACUCGCAAACGAAAAAUACAAAAUAAUGUCUACUUCGUCGUCUGCAGCGAUGGAUACAAUGCCGGAUGCGUUGAGGCAGAGCCGAUACCAUAUGAAGAGAUGUUUCUCUAGGUUCGUCGGAAUGGGACGAAGGCUGAUGAAACCACAGCAUUUAAAGGAUGAGAUAGAGCAAACGAUCGAAGAUAAAGCUGAAAGAUCGAAGGUUCUAGAAGGUUCACUUGGUGACAUCUUGUGUUCAACACAGGAAGCAGCAGUUGUGCCACCUAAUGUAGCGUUUGCCAUAAGGCACAAUCCCGGGAUUUGGGACUAUGUCAAAGUCGAUUCCGAUACGCUUUCUGUGGAUUUAAUCUCGUCCAAGGAUUACUUGAAGUUCAAAGAGAUGAUCGUAGACGACAACUGGGCUAAGGAUGAAAAUGCACUGGAGAUAGAUUUUGGAGCAUUCGAUGCAGGCACGCCGAAACUAUCUCUACCGACUUCGAUAGGAAACGGGCUUGGCUACAUUUCAAAGUUCAUGACUUCGAUGCUUGGUGGGAAAACCGAGAGUGCAAAGCCUCUGGUUAAUUACCUUCUUACCCUUGAACGCAACGGAGAGAAACUUAUGAUCAACGAGGCUCUCAACACCGUUACGAAUCUUCAAGAAGCAUUGGUAAUCGCCGAAGUUUUCGUAUCUGCACUCCCAAAGGACACUCCUUACCAGAAUUUCGAGCAGAGGCUUAAAGAAUGGGGGUUCGAGAAGGGGUGGGGGGAAAAUGCAGAAAGAGUUCGACAAACAAUGAGGAUUCUUUCUGAGAUUCUUCAAGCACCGGACCCUAUAAACAUGGAAGCGUUUUUCAGUCGGCUUCCGGUUAUUUACAACGUUGUUAUCUUUUCUAUCCAUGGCUAUUUCGGACAAGCGGAUGUUCUUGGUUUGCCUGAUACUGGAGGACAGGUCGUUUACAUUCUUGAUCAAGUGAGAGCUUUGGAGGAAGAACUUUUGUCGAGAAUAAAGCAGCAAGGAUUGAACGUUAAGCCUCAGAUUCUUGUGGUGACUAGGCUAAUCCCGGAUGCGAAAGGGAACAAAUGCAAUCAAGAAAUGGAGCCUAUUGUUAAUACGAUGCAUUCACACAUACUGCGGGUCCCGUUUAAUACCAAGAAAGGAGUUCUUGGACCGUGGGUGUCGCGUUUCGAUAUCUACCCUUACUUGGAAAGGUUUUCUCAGGACGCCACAGCAAAGAUUCUCGAGAUAAUGGAACGUAAACCGGAUCUUAUAAUCGGAAACUACACCGACGGAAACUUGGUAGCUUCUUUAGUGGCUAACAAACUUGGAGUUACUCAGGGAACAAUUGCUCAUGCUUUGGAGAAAACCAAAUACGAAGACUCGGACGUAAAAUGGAGGGAUUUGGACUCGAAAUAUCACUUCUCGUGCCAGUUCACUGCUGAUAUGAUUGCAAUGAAUGCUGCCGAUUUCAUAAUCACCAGCACAUAUCAAGAAAUCGCGGGAAGCAAAAACCGAACCGGACAGUACGAAAGCCACGUGUCCUUCACAAUGCCAGGGCUUUAUAGGGUAGCUUCGUGCAUCGAUGUUUUCGAUCCGAAGUUCAAUAUUGCUUCCCCUGGAGCUGAUCAGUCCGUUUAUUUUCCGUCGACGGAAAAACAGAAACGGUUCGCCAAAUUUCAACCUGCCAUUGAGGAACUACUCUUUAGUAAGGAGGAAAAUCAAGAGCACAUAGGAUUUCUCGCGGACAGAAAGAAACCGAUAAUGUUUUCGAUGGCAAGGCUCGACACCGUAAAGAACAUCACUGGACUAACCGAGUGGUUCGGUAAGAACAAAAGGCUCAGAAAGCUAGCAAACCUCGUCAUUGUGGGAGGAUUCUUUGAUUUUACGAAAUCGAAGGACAGAGAAGAAAUUUCCGAAAUCAAGAAAAUGCAUUUCUUGAUUGAGAAAUACCAACUCAAGGGUCAGAUAAGAUGGAUAGCGGCUCAAACCGGCAGGUACAGAAACGGCGAGCUGUACCGGUGCAUCGCGGAUAGUAAGGGCGUUUUCGUCCAACCCGCAUUGUACGAAGCCUUCGGCCUAACUGUUAUCGAAGCUAUGAACUGUGGGCUGCCCACUUUUGCCACAAAUCAGGGCGGGCCCGCUGAGAUUAUAGUCGACGGUGUCUCGGGUUUUCAUAUAGAUCCUAAUAAUGGCGACGAAUCGAGCAAUAAGAUAGCUGAUUUCUUCGAGAAGUGCAAAGGGGAUAGUAGUUAUUGGGGUAGAGUGUCUCAAGGUGGCCUUAACCGCAUAAACGAAUGCUACACAUGGAAGAUAUAUGCAAACAAAGUUCUUGAUAUGGGUUCGGUUUACGGAUUUUGGAGACGGGUGAACAAAGAGAGGAAACAAGCGAAGCAACGGUACAUUGAUAUAUUAUACAACCUUCUAUUCAAGAAGAUGGCCAAGAAUUUAGCUGUCCCUAGUGAAGAAAGCCAACCACCGGUAACCCCAUCCAAGACUCGUGAAUCUCAACAACCGGAGGCAUCGGAGCGGCAAGAUUCAGACGACACACCUGCGCCAUUAGAAGAUCAAAAAGAUCCACUAGGCAGCUGCAACUGCAAAGAAUAUAUAGUUAGAGCAAAGGGAAUAUAA
Erythranthe guttata (spotted monkey flower) is the source of this 2903-nucleotide messenger RNA. NCBI's taxonomy places the organism in Eukaryota, Viridiplantae, Streptophyta, Magnoliopsida, Lamiales, Phrymaceae. The record is from RefSeq and is a predicted model, not a curated record.